Molecule: messenger RNA, 1866 nt
Organism: Penicillium verrucosum
Lineage: Eukaryota; Fungi; Ascomycota; Eurotiomycetes; Eurotiales; Aspergillaceae
Exons: 2
Coding region: 1-1866 (621 amino acids)
Source: RefSeq, a predicted model, not a curated record
AUGUUCGCGCUUCUACUCUUGCUUGGCUGUGUCAACCCAUCACUCGCCCAGUCCAAUUCAACAGCCCUGGAAGGCUGGCAGUUGGAUGACAAUACACGCUCAAGUUGGGACAUUUUCUGGACUUGUGUUUCAACAAUCCUUGCUUGCACAUGGACGGCUCUACACAUUUCUGUCCCAACCCGUGCUCAAACACAGACAGAAAAUCUUUGGCUGAAGGCACUGGCAUGGAUAGGCACGAUACUUGCGCCGGAGUUUAUGGCUGGAACUGCAGCCGAAGAAUUAUGGCAGGCAAGGUCUGCUGUGGCACGCUGUAAUGCUGCUUUCCGCAUAAUAAACAGCGAAGGAGAUGACACAAGCCCCUCGGAAGUUGAAGUUCCAGAAACACCAGAGACGGAGGGAGAUGACACAAGCUCUUCGCAAGUCUCAGAAACACCAGACAUGGAAGAAUUUGAUGGUCGCUGGGGCACUGUCCAGGGCUUUUGUCUUGGUAUGCAUGGUGUUCUUCUCCAGACUAAGGAUGAUUGGACAUACCCAGUGCACUGUAGCAACGUUGUCGCCCUGAUCGAAACACGCGUUAUCAAGCCAUCCCAUUUGAGGACUAGUGACAUCCAAGACCGCGCUAAAGCUGACCCCUUUGCAAAAGGAUUUACUCUGCUCCAAGCCUUCUGGGUGACUUGCAACGUUAUUGCCAGAAGAGCAUACAACAUGCCCAUUACAGCUCUCGAAAUUGCUACGGUGGCUUAUAUCUCUUGUGCCGCCGCUACCUAUCUAAUCUGGUGGAAUAAACCGAAAGAUAUGGUAACGCCUAUCACGAUUUAUCUACCAUACGAUCGCGAUUCCGAGAGUCUACCGUCUCAAGUCAGAGAUAUCCUAGACGCAGAAGUUGGGGACUGGGUCCACUCGGACGAUAUCGCUAGAGACACUGGAUCUCCGGUAUGGCAAAUCAUUGUCGCAACUUUUCAUUUCCAACUUAGAAUGAUAUCAGUCCUAUUCGCACCUUGGUCGUGGAAUAGGAAAUGGGAAGAGCUGAAAGAAAAGCUGGAAGUCAUAAUCCGAGAUGCGACAGCCGAGCCCUCUGCUGCCCGCAAUGGUGACCAUCAAGACGAGGAAAGUCCCCGGCAGAUUGAAAAAGCAUCUCAUGCCAACCAUGGUAGCCAUAUAGACAAAGAAGGUUGCGAUGAGCCCGAAUCAGAACCAGUCAAUAUAAAUGGUGACCAUCAGGAUGAGGAAAUUUCUCAUGGUGUCACAGCAGCACCAGGGUCCCAACAGCCGAGAAAUGAGCCAAAAGUUGACGGAAUAUUGGCUGUAAAGGAUACUUUCCAAGGAAAAGAACCACUGAUGGAGUCUUCUGAAACCAGCAGAAAUGACCACCGUGACUUGGAAUCCCAACAGGAAACCCACGAGGAAACCGAGCUAGAAUCCAAGCCACAAGAAAUGAGGAUUUCAGUGGAAGACGACGAAAAGUUGACGAUCACGGAAUGGACCAAUAUCGCUCAUUUCUACAUGUUUGCUGCGCUGGUAUUUUGCGGGAUACAUGUUGCUGCAUGGAACUCCAUCUUCCCAACACGGGAGGAGCAGAUAGUAUGGCGAGUAUUCUCGCUAGUUGCACUCUUCAUCACCUGGCCUCUGUACUUGAAAUACCUUUGGUCGUUCUAUUGGCUCCGGCGUACAUUAGAUGACAAGGAGGAGCGUGUCUCAACUGCUGGUUGGUCAAAGCCAUCGGACCUAUUUUUCAUAUUGGUGUGGUUUUGCUGUUAUGCCACUACACGCUGGGGAAGUGUCAUCCUGAUGUUUAUAUCCCUCCGGGCAUUACCUGCUGGUUCUUAUAUCACUGUGGAUUGGUUGUCAUCAAUUCCCCAUAUCUGA